Molecule: messenger RNA, 3531 nt
Organism: Quercus lobata
Lineage: Eukaryota; Viridiplantae; Streptophyta; Magnoliopsida; Fagales; Fagaceae
Product: ubiquitin carboxyl-terminal hydrolase 12-like
Exons: 22
Coding region: 209-3385 (1058 amino acids)
Biological process (GO): regulation of protein stability; protein deubiquitination
Cellular component (GO): cytosol; nucleus
Molecular function (GO): cysteine-type deubiquitinase activity; protein binding
Source: RefSeq, a predicted model, not a curated record
ACCCAGUGUCAGUCGGCCUUUACUUUGUUCAUCCCCAUUCCAUCUUUCUCUUUCUUUUCUUUUACUUAACCUGUUGCAGGCUCUUCUUUCUCUCUUUUUCAGUCUCUGAUUCAUCGAUCGACCACCACUCAUGACUCUGAUGACUCCUCCACCGUUAGAUCAACAGUAGCCUCAGCCUCAGCCGCAGCCGCAACAGGAGGAUGAUGAGAUGUUAGUUCCGAACACCGACUUGCUCGAAGGCCUUCAGCCCAUGGAAGUAGCUCAAGCAGAAACCACAAGCACAGUGGAAGCUCAGGCCAUGGAUGAUCCACCAUCUGCGAGGUUCACUUGGACAAUUGAUAAUUUCUCAAGGCUUAAUACAAAGAUGCUCUACUCUGAUGUGUUUUUGGUUGGAGGCUACAAAUGGCGAAUACUGGUCUUCCCAAAGGGGAACAAUGUCGAUUAUUUGUCUAUGUAUCUAGAUGUUGCAGAUUCAACGAUUUUGCCUUAUGGCUGGAGUAGAUAUACCCAGUUCAGCUUGUCUGUUAUCAACCAAAUCCAUAAUAAAUACUCAAUUAGAAAAGAAACACAGCACCAGUUCAAUGCACGUGAGAGUGAUUGGGGUUUCACUUCAUUCAUGUGUCUUGGUGAACUUUAUGAGCCUGGUAGAGGUAAUCUUGUGAAUGACACAUGCAUAGUUGAAGCUGAUGUUGGGGUACGUAGAGUUGUUGAUUAUUGGUCACAUGACUUGAAGAAGGAGACUGGUUUUGUUGGACUUAAAAACCAGGGAGCUACAUCCUACAUGAAUUCUCUUCUUCAGACUCUGUAUCAUAUACCUUACUUCAGAAAGAAUGUGUAUCAUAUGCCAACCACCGAGAAUGAUAUGCCGACGGGGAGCAUCCCUCUGGCUUUGCAGAGUUUAUUUUACGAGCUCCAAUACAGUGACACUAGUGUAGCAACAAAAGAGCUGACAAAGUCUUUUGGAUGGGACACAUAUGAUUCAUUUAUGCAGCAUGAUGUGCAAGAACUUAAUAGGGUUCUUUCUGAAAAGCUGGAAGAUAAAAUGAAGGGAACUGUUGUGGAGGGUACAAUACAGCAGUUAUUUGAAGGGCACCAUAUGAAUUAUAUUGAAUGCAUCAAUGUGAACUAUAAGUCAACAAGAAAAGAAUCAUUUUAUGAUCUUCAGCUUGAUGUCAAAGGUUGUCGGGAUGUUUAUGCAUCUUUUGACAAAUAUGUGGAAGUGGAACAUCUUGAGGUUGAUAAUAAGUAUCAUGCUGAACGGUAUGGUUUACAGGAUGCUAGGAAAGGUGUUUUGUUCAUUGAUUUUCCGCCUGUCCUUCAACUUCAGCUAAAAAGGUUUAUGCGGGAUACCAUGGUAAAGAUAAAUGACCGCUAUGAGUUCCCUUUGGAACUUGAUCUUGAUAGAGAGAAUGGAAAAUAUCUAUCGCCAUAUGCAGAUAAGACUGUUCGCAACCUCUACAUUCUUCACAGUGUUUUGGUUCACAGUGGUGGGGUGCAUGGUGGACACUACUAUGCAUAUAUCAGGCCAACCCUAUCUGAUCAGUGGUUUAAAUUUGAUGAUGAACGAGUGACAAAAGAAGAUGUUAAGAGGGCACUAGAGGAGCAGUAUGGUGGUGAGGAAGAGUUGCCAUCGGCAAAUCCUGGGUUCAACAACUCUCCAUUUAAGUUUACUAAAUAUUCAAAUGCAUAUAUGCUUGUAUAUAUACGUGAAAGUGAAAAGGAGAAAAUAAUUUGUAAUGUGGACGAGAAGGACAUUGCAGAACACCUUAGGAUAAGGUUGAAGAAAGAACAAGAAGAAAAGGAGCAAAAGAGAAAGGAAAAAGCAGAGGCACACCUCUACACCAUCAUAAAGGUUGCACGUAAUGAGGACCUACUUGAACAGAUUGGAAGGGAUAUAUAUUUUGACCUUGUAGAUCAUGACAAAGUUCAUAGUUUUCGUAUUCAAAAGCAGAUUUCGUUUAACCUUUUCAAGGAAGAAGUUGCCAAGGAGUUGGGUAUACCAGUGCAAUUUCAACGGUUUUGGCUUUGGGCAAAACGCCAAAACCAUACAUACAGGCCAAAUCGACCACUGACACCUCAGGAGGAAGCACAAUCAGUUGGACAGUUGAGAGAAGUUUCCGAUAAGGCAAAUAAUGCAGAACUUAAGUUGUUUCUAGAAGUAGAACUUGGGCAGGAUUUGCAGCCUGUUCCUCCUCCUGAAAGGACGAAAGAAGAUAUUCUGCUAUUCUUUAAGCUAUAUGACCCAUCGAAAGAGGAGCUCCGAUAUGUUGGGAGGCUUUUUGUUAAGGUUAGUGGUAAGCCAGUGGAAAUAUUGCCAAAACUAAAUGAAAUGGCUGGAUUCAGUGCUGAUGAAGAAAUUGAACUUUAUGAGGAAAUAAAGUUUGAACCUGCUAUCAUAUGUGAAUGCAUUGACAAGACGUUCACUUUCCGUGUGAGUCAGCUCGAAGACGGGGACAUUGUUUGCUUUCAGAAAUCUCCUCAAGUUGGAAGCAGUGAUCAAUAUCGCUAUCCAGAUGUUCCUUCAUUCUUGGAUUAUGUGCAGAAUCGUCAGGUUGUAGAAUCUGUUCCCCGGGCUCAAACCAAAACAAAAGUCACUCCUUCCACCCAAGAGGCUUCUGUACAAGAAAUGACUUCUAAUGAGAAAACAGAAUCCAAUGCUGAAAGCGGAGAUUCAAAUCGAGUGUAUGUCGAAAAUCCUCAGAAGAAAGAAGACUUUGCAAGAGCUACUUCCAAGGACCAAGAGGGUGAAAGCACCCAGACAGACUCUGAUCCACUGUUCUCAUUACUUUCUCCUGAUUUGAGAGCAACAUGUUCUCAGUUGCUCUCAAAAUAUCCUGAGAUGAUGAAGGAUACUAACAAGUGGACACUGUCUCUUAGGGGCUUUCUUUUGGGGCAAAUUGGGUUUGUAGUGUCCCAACUACAAUCAAAAGGCAAAGAGAAUUGUCUAGAUCUUCCCUUUGAUGCCUUCCUUUCCACACUAAGUGAGGCUGAGGGCUUAAGUGUCAAUGUCGGUUGGUUAAAGAGCCGUGUCACUACAUUGAGGGACUUAAAGAAGGCUGGAUCCUCUGUUCAUUCUUCCUUGUCCUCACUCCGCGAGUUGAGAGCUAAAGAAAGCUCUUGUAUCAACAAAGCGAAGGAAACAGAAUCAGCUUUAGAGGUACAUGGCACUUCAAUCACUCAGCUCCAAGAAUCUAUUAACAGACUUAAAGUGGAAUUGACAUCCAAGCAAGAAGUUAAUUCUGCCCUUCAGGCUCAGUUAGAAGGUGUCACAGCAGAACGCAGUUAUUUAAGGAAAGAAAUUGAAAAGUUGGAAGGUGAGCUAGGAGCUCUGAGCCACCCAGACUUCUCUUUUGAAAAUAUUAGUUCUCUCACAAACAUUAUUUAAUUUUCAAGUUGUAAUAUUUUAUGGUCUUAAAAGGCCAUUUGAUUGUAUUAUAAACUUUUCUAUGCUUUAUUUAGUUAGGAUAUUAAACUUUGCAUGCAUAUCAUAAACAGUAGAAUAUAAAGUAACUGAAUAGAAAGACUUUGUUU